Sander lucioperca (pikeperch) is the source of this 2868-nucleotide messenger RNA. RefSeq lists its product as uncharacterized. The transcript has a single exon. The coding region runs from base 535 to 1194 and encodes 219 amino acids. The record is from RefSeq and is a predicted model, not a curated record. Lineage: Eukaryota; Metazoa; Chordata; Actinopteri; Perciformes; Percidae.
CCAUCUGUGGUUGUCACCCCUCCUUAAUGUAUAGGAUUCUCUACUAAAUCUUACACUAAAUAACAUAGCCUAAAUCAUGGAGCUCUGCAGCAAACAUUACAUUUAUCUGAGAGAGGGGGUUGUUGCUAUGGAAUAGUUGGGCUCGCAAGUCUCUUGGGCAGGAAAGUUCAGGUAAGGUUGAAUGUAAAUGAUGGGGACCUUAUUUGUGGCAUGCACCGAUAUUAGGACUUGUAAUGACUUCACGUAAUAAUGAUGUAAGAUUAUUCAGGAUCCUCAUCACAGGCACUGCUGUUGCUCCACUCCUAUCGCCCAUAUCCUACUACAGCAGGCAGGUCGUCCUCAGCGGGGGGGCACCUGCUGUCCCGCUCCGCGCUGCAGUGGCUGUGAGAUGAGAGGAGCAGUACAUGAUUCGUGCACAGCUGGAAAGAAAGGCAGACCUGUAACACCUGUACGCACUUUUAGUAUUACAACGUUACACAUCGCACGCACGAGAGACGCAACACGCGCAUUACCUUCCAUCAGGGAGAUCCAGAAAUGAUGCCCCGUCUGCCGGGCGGCGACAGGACAACGUGCGGGACCACCAGCACCUUUUUGUCGGCAUGUCUGGUCUCCGCUUGCCAUGCCCUCCGGAACUGCGGGGAGGUCCAGUGCGGCGAUGGCCACCAGUGCUGUCCGCCCAUCGUCACCCUGAACGGCAGUGCCAGCACCACAGUGCGCUGCUGCAAGCUCCCCAUCCACAUAUUCUUCGACAACGUAGGCUGGUUUACGCGGAAGCUGUCGGGCAUCCUGAUCCUGUUACUGCUUUUUGCCAUGGGCUACUUCAUCCAGCGGAUCAUCUGCCCGCGGCCCCGACGGAACCCGCACAAUGACCGCAGCGAGGAGCCCUCCCUCUUUCACGGCCACGCAUCGGCGUCCCAGGACUCCCUGCUGGACCGGUACCCCGAGUACAGCCUCAGGGAAUUCGCCUCUCCGAACCUGCCAGCAUACGACGAAGUAAAAUAUUUGCCCACGUAUGAGGAAAGCAUGCAGGAGAUGCACAGAGACCGGUCCGAUGAUAACUUGCUGUCGGAAAACGAGAGCGGCGGUCAGGGCAGGGUGAGAGCCGCGGGACCGAGAGCCGGAGACCAGAGACUGGAUGUCCUGGAGGUGUCAGGACCGCAACACAGCCCAAGGACAUCUCGGAACUCUGUCUGAGAUUGGACAAAGCUACGGAGACAAUAUAGCAUUCUUAUUUUAAUAUAAUCAGGGUAAUUAUCUUGCGGAGAUAUAAACUCAAGUGCAAUUCUAAUCCUGAAUGUUAAGAAUAAAAGAGGAGGCUGAGAAAAUGUACGUGUUUUGUAAGAUUAUGGAGGAUUACUCGCCUUUUGUAUGCAAAUGACCGCUUGGAGAUUAUGAAGAAAGCGAAGGCGGCUGAAAUUGACGCUCUUUGUGAGAGGGACAGCUAAUUUGGCUCCGGUACAAUCGCAUUAAGUUUUACUUCAGCACCUCAAUCUUAAGUGGCACCGUGAGACAGUUUUUCUUCUGUCAAAUUCUCGUCCUUUCUUAGUCUUGAUGCUAAAUAUUCUGCUGGACCUGAAAGACCUGCUUUUCUUUUAUUAAGUCUUUAUUAAAUUUGCAUCCAAAAGGAAGAAUAUUUAGUUGUUUUUCCCUCAGUAACCUGAAAUAUGGUCCGAAAGAGGGAUGAAGGGAUGAAUAUCAAUUUUAAUACUUUCUGCAGCACCAUUUUUCAUCAGCCAGCUUUAGAGCCAGUUCAUUUAUAUAUUAUCAGCAUGGAAGCAAUAUUUUGUUCAAAAUGACUCACACACACAUGCACAUAUAGCCUACACACUUCAGUGGGGGGCUGACAGAUGAGCAUUUUAUCUAAGACCUGAGCCAUGUCUCAUAUGUCUACUGCAAAAGCUGAAGCCACAGCAGACAAGUGCAAUUUACAAAAAAAAAAAAAAAAAGCUCUGAUCCUGGGAGCCUUACUGCCAGAGGCUACAUGUAGGCCUGUCAGCGUCUGCUAGGUUCUGAAUUCUGUAAAAACAAUGGCAAUAUUACAGCUGCCAUACUGAUAUGGCGUAAGCAAAGACACAAAGUUGUGUUUGAUGAUAGCAUGUCAUGCCAGAUCACAACUGCUGCCUCAAGCAGAACUAACACUGUACAGCUCCAACCAAGCACAUGAGACAAAAGACAAAGGGACAUCUACAGGAAACAGGGGUGACACAGAGACAGGAGGCAGUCUUUCUUUGUUCUGGCAGAGUGGUCUGAGAAUAUCUUCAGAUCGACUUGUAUGUUGACCUCAAGUGUGUAACUGUCCCCUGCUAAUUUGCAUAUCUGACUAAUGAGACAGGUAGUGUCUUUUUUUCCGAAAACCAAGCUAACACCACACACACUUCAUUACAUCAGGCUUAAUGGCUUGUUUACCUGGAUUAAAGCUAAACAUGUAUUUGCCAUUAACUGUCCAUUAAAAUGCCUAAUUAUGUUAUAAUAUUGAAAAAGCUCAUUUGUCAGUGUCACUUUGCUUUGACAUUAUCCAGGCGUGUGGUAAACAGUCACACUUGCCAUAUCAUAUCUCCAGCCCAGACUUGAAGUAAUGUGAGCACAUCAUUAGUCCCAGGGCAAAAGAGAAGACAAGUACAUUUCAAAGAGAAUUUUGUUAUUGCCAAGCUUUUUCACAAUUAAGUGAUUUAUCAUUGGUUUACAAAAUUCCAUAGAAAAGUGAAAAAUGUCCAGCAUGAGUUCCCAGUCUUCAAAUUGCUUGUUUUGUCUGACCAACAGUCAAAAACACCAUCAUAGAAUGCUCAGAAAACUCGCAAAUAUCCACAUUUAAGAGACUGGAAGAAAUUGCUUUUUUUUAAACAAUUUUGUUUAAAAAAUACUUUAAGG